Molecule: messenger RNA, 1518 nt
Organism: Trichosporon asahii var. asahii CBS 2479
Lineage: Eukaryota; Fungi; Basidiomycota; Tremellomycetes; Trichosporonales; Trichosporonaceae
Exons: 3
Coding region: 1-1518 (505 amino acids)
Biological process (GO): transmembrane transport
Cellular component (GO): membrane
Molecular function (GO): transmembrane transporter activity
Source: RefSeq, a predicted model, not a curated record
AUGGCAACCCCAGAGCUGAAGAAGCACAGCGUCGAGCACCUCGAGUACGACGACGUCGAGGCUAAGGGCGACGAGGCGCACCACCGCGUCGCGGAUCAGGCCGCUGCCGACUAUGUCGACAGCUCCGUCGUCAUUACGCCCGAGGAGAACAAGGCUAUGCGCAGGCGUAUCCACAAACACAUCCUGCCCCUCAUGUGUCUUGCGUACUUCCUCCAGGCGAUCGACAAGGGGACUCUGGGCACGUCGAGUAUCAUGGGCUGGCAGCAGGACGUCGGCGCCAAGGGCCAGGACUAUGCCCUCACCGCGACCUUCCUUUGGAUUGGCAUCAUCGUCGGAGAGCCUAUUUGCGUGCGCAAGCUGCCUCUCGCCAAGCUGCUCUCGGCCGGAACGCUCGCCUGGUCCGGCCUGCUCAUGGGCAUCGCCUUCUCCCUGAACGUCAAGGCCGUCUUCGCUCUGCGCUUCCUGCUCGGUCUCUUCGAGUCCCUGAUCGGUCCGGUGCUGCUCUCAAUCACAGUGCAGUGGUAUCGUAAGGAUGAGCAGCCGUUCGUGUCGGCCAUGUGGCAGGCGAUGAUAGGCCUGAACAACAUUGUCGGGGGCCUGCUUGGCUUCGGUUUUUACCACGUCAAGAAAACGCACGGCCUGGCGGGUUGGCAGUGGAUGACCUUGGCCAUCUCGCUCUUCUCAUUCUGCUGCAGCGCAACCCUCUUCCUCUUCCUGCCCGAUACACCGACGCAGGCGCGCUGGCUCACGCCCGAGGAGAAGGUGCGCUACGUCGAGCGUGUCCGCAUCAAUAACCAGGGUAUCAAGCAGAAGGUGUUCCGCAAGGACCAGGCAGUGGAGGCCGUCAAGGACCCGUACACGUAUUUGCUCUUCUUCCUUGCGUUCUGGCAGACUCUCGUCGUCGGCGGCAUCAACACGUUCGCGUCGCUCCUGAUCAACAAGGCGUUCGGCUUUGACGUCCUCCAGUCCCAGCUCCUCAACCUCCCGCUCGGCGCCAUGACCGUCAUCAUGUACUUUGUCAUGAGCACGUUGAUUGAAAAGACGCACAACACGCUUUACUGCAUGAUCGGUUUUGCGGUGCCGAACAUUGUCGGCUCCAUCGUGCUGCUGUGCGUCGCCCCGAGCCCCUCGACCAAGGGCGGCCUUGUCGUGGCCUUCUACUGCAUGCAGGUAUUCCAGGCCGCAAACCCGGCCAUAUUCCUCAUGCUCUCGCGCAACUCGGCGGGCCAGACCAAGAAGUCCAUCACGUACGCCGUGACGUACAUCGGGUGGGCGGGGGGUAAUGCGAUCGCACCCCAGAUCUUCCAGUCCAGGUGGGCGCCGCGAUACCUCACCUCGCUCGAGAUCCACAUGGCACUCUACGGCAUGUGGAUCAUCACCUGCCUCACUACCCGCUGGCUACUGGUCCGCCGCAACAAGGCCAAGGAGGCGGCUCAGGCGGGGCAGACGGUCAAGAACGAGAACGCAUUCGACGACUUGACCGAUAUCCAGAACCCUGACUUCCGCUACUCUCUCUAA